GCCACCCCAGAACUUCUAACUCUAACUUUCCCUAACACUGCAGUGACCAUAAAGUGCUCAUGAUCACCUUACACAGUGUCCAGUAUGGACGGGUGGUCAGGACAGGGUAGGUGAAAUUUGGUGAGUAAGAUUGUUGUUGUUGUUGUUGUGUGACAUAGAGUCUAUUCCAACCCAAAGUUACCCAAUAAAACAGAGUAGAACUUCCCCAUAAGGUUUCCGAGGCUGUAAUCUUUCCUGAGGCAGAUCAACAGGUCUUUUCUCCCAUGGGGCGGCUAGUGGGUUUGAACCCAUGACUUUCAGAUAGCAGUCAAAUGUUUAACUACUCUGCCACCAGGGCUCCUGAGCAAAGAGUGACAAAAAUAAAUUGGAGCAUGACAGGGAACAGAAGGCAUUUGUGACAGAUUGAAGCAAAGGAAAGAUAAGACAUCACUUCACUUCUUCAGCUUUUGACCCAUUUCUUCUAGUAUUACCUAUUGUUGUGUUUAAGCCUCCAUGUACCUGUCCUCCUUGACUGAUCUCUCUGUAAUGUUAAAAACCCAGAAGAGUCUCUGGGCUUCUCAUCUCCAGGAAGGGGAUGAGUUUGAGAUUGCAUGAGAAAUGUGGGUUCUGAUUCUAUUCUCCUAUUUUUACAGAUCCCACUGGAAGAGAAUGGAUAUUGGAAACAGUUCAUUAGUAACCAAGUUUAUCCUUGUAGGUUUAACAGAAUACUCAGAGAUUCAACUCCCCCUCUUCUUCCUCUUCCUAGGAAUCUACAUUGUCACUGUCGCAGGUAACCUCGGAUUUAUCACUUUAAUUGGGCUGAAUGCUCACCUUCAUACUCCUAUGUACUACUUCCUCUUUAAUUUAUCCUUCAUUGAUCUUUGUUACUCUUCUGUCAUCUCUCCAAAACUGCUGGUAAACUUUGUGUUGAAGAUGAAUAUCAUCUCCUAUGCAGGAUGCAUGACUCAGCUCUUUUUCUACUGCUUUUUUGUGAAUGCCGAGUGCUAUGUGUUAACAGUGAUGGCCUAUGAUCGCUAUGUGGCCAUCUGCAAACCCCUGCUGUACACGAUCACCAUGUCCCCUCAAGUCUCUUCUCUGUUGGCUGUGAUUGUGUAUGUGGGAGCAUUUGUUGCUGCCUGGGCCCACACAGGAUGCAUGCUGAGGCUGACCUUCUGUGAUGCCAACACAAUCAACCACUACAUGUGUGACAUCCUCCCCCUCUUGGAGCUCUCUUGCACCAGCACUCACAUCAAUGAACUGGUGGUUUUCACUAUUGUGGGCUUUGAUGUUGCUGUGCCCUGCCUCACCAUCAUUGUCUCUUAUGCUUACAUUCUCUCCAGCAUUCUCCACAUUCACUCCAGGGAAGGAAGGGCCAAGGCUUUCAGCACUUGUAGCUCACAUGUAAUUGUUGUUUGUGUUUUCUUUGGAUCAGGGGCAUUCAUGUACCUCCAUCCUUCUUCUGUUUUGUCCAUGGACCAGGGGAAAGUGUCCACCGUGUUCUAUACCAUCGUGGUGCCCAUGCUCAAUCCUCUGAUAUACAGCUUCAGGAACAAAGAGGUUAAAAUUGCCCUGAAGAAAAGUUUCAGUAGAAAAACAUUUUCCUGAGCUGGAGCUGUAUUAAUUACUGUAAGAUGACAGGGUUCUUUUUAAUCUUUUCUCCUUGCUAUGGAAUUCUUCAUACAGAA
Messenger RNA from Loxodonta africana (African savanna elephant), 1664 nucleotides. RefSeq names its product olfactory receptor 8B8-like. Bases 598 to 1584 code for a protein of 328 amino acids. Gene Ontology annotation, molecular function: olfactory receptor activity; odorant binding; G protein-coupled receptor activity. Lineage: Eukaryota; Metazoa; Chordata; Mammalia; Proboscidea; Elephantidae. Gene Ontology annotation, cellular component: membrane. The record is from RefSeq and is a predicted model, not a curated record. The transcript has a single exon. Gene Ontology annotation, biological process: G protein-coupled receptor signaling pathway; sensory perception of smell.